AUGGUCAACAUCUUCCUGACCGGAGCGACGGGCUACAUCGGAGGCAGUGUCCUGUCUUUGCUCGCCAAGUCGCACCCCGAGUAUGCGGUGAGAGCGCUAGUCCGCGACAGCGCCAAGGGAAAGAUUAUCACCGGCGCCUUCAACAAGGUCGAGAUCGUAGAGGGUGAUCUUGACGAUGUUGAGACCAUCACUCGGGAAGCUUCUAAUGCCGAUGUCGUUGUCCAUCUGGCUGCGUCUGGACAUUUGAAGAGUGUUGAGACCAUUCACAAGGCUUUGUCGUCCAAGUCGGCAGAGCAGAAGUCAUCGCACUGGAUCCAGAUCUCUGGCGCCAGCGCCCUUGCCGCAGCAGAACUCGCCGACAAGUCUCGCAGUCCAGGCUCGGCGAGCGACCUGGUCUUCAACGACCUGACCGGUAUCGACGAACUGCGAUCGUUCAUCCAAAAUUACCCGAGUCGUGCCGUCGACAACUACCUCCUCAAAGUCGCCGCCGAUGAGCCCAGGGUCAACACGGCACUAGUGUUCCCACCCAUCAUCUACGGCCGGGGACUCGGCCCUGUCAACCAGCGCAGCGUGCAGAUCCCGUCGCUGGCGAAAGCCACGCUGGAUCGCGGUCAUGGGGUACGAGUCGGCAAGGGCCUGAGCCGAUGGGGAAAUGUGCAUGUUGAGGACGUUGCACAGUUGAUUGCCCAGCUUGUCGAGCGAGCUGCGGAGGCGAAGGGUGAGGCGGAGGUUUGGAACGAGAACGGACUGUAUCUCACUGGUGUUGGUGAAAUUUCCUUUGGCGAAAUCUCGAAAUUGGUUGCCUCCGCUGCUGCUAAGAAGGGUCUCAUUUCAAAAGACGAGGUGGAGGAAGUUGGACCCGAAGAAGCGAACAAGGUGCUGCCACACGGAACGGUGCUCUUUGGAACAAAUGCUCGCAGCGAGGCACUUAGGGCUAAGAAGGUACUGGGUUGGGCGCCGACAGGCGAGAGUUUGGAGGAAGAUAUCCCCAAAGCUGUGUCUUGGGAAGCUCCCGAGGUUCAGCACAGUGGUGGUGGAGACUCAGCCCCUCAUCUCCCCUCCCGAGACUCACUGCCCCUCGUUUUGAUGCGCAGAUUCUAUGAGGAAGGUCUCCCCGAUCAUUCGGAGCUUCACUGCUCUGCCAUGGUCAACCACAAAUCUCAGUCGCUUCGCGGUCCCGAUAAGAUGAGAGUCUUGACGGCUUACUCCGGGAGGCCACCCGAUGAAUGUCUUUUGGAAACGCUGGCUCAAUUCAGCUAUCCCCCAUUGCGGGGGAGGGGUAAGUUAGACCCCGCCUGGCAGGCUACGCCGAUACUGAACAGAUACAGCGUCAGGCAGAUUGAAGCUAAGCUGGCCCUCAUCACCAUUCCAAGUCUGCUGAUUGAACUUCCGAGAGAAAUCAAUCUGGUCUCAAAGUGGACUCAGCCAACCGGCCUGUUCAUCAACAACGAAUUCGUUCCCUCAUCCUCCGGGCAGACCAUUCCUGCCAUUGAUCCAGCGACCGAAGAAGAAAUCGCGAGAGUUCAUGCAGCGACCGAAGACGAUGUCGACAAGGCCGUUAAGGCCGCCGCUGCGGCGCUGAAGGCGCCCUCCUGGAAGGCGCUGUCGGCUUCAGACAGAGGCAUACUCAUGGCCCGUCUUGCGGACCUAAUGGAGUCGAAUAAGGAAUUGCUCGCAACCAUCGACGCUUGGGAUAACGGCAAGACAUACCAAGAGGCAUUGACAAACGACAUGGUCGAAGCCGUCGGAGUUAUCCGCUACUACAGCGGUUGGUGCGACAAGAUCUUUGGCCAGACGAUCAGCCUGCCAAACAAGUUCGCCUACACCGUCCGCCAGCCCGUUGGGGUUGUAGGUCAAAUCAUUCCAUGGAAGCUCGGUCCCGCGCUAGCCUGCGGAAAUACCGUUGUUCUGAAGGCCGCUGAACAGACUCCCCUUAGCAUUCUGGUCUUCGGUCGCCUCAUCAAGGAAGCUGGCUUCCCGCCAGGCGUCGUGAACUUCAUCAAUGGUCUGGGUAAAGAUGCUGGUGCAGCCCUCGUCUCCCAUCCCUUGGUUGAUAAAGUCGCGUUUACGGGAUCAACGGCGACCGCGACCAACAUCAUGAAGAUGGCAUCUGCAACACUGAAGAACAUCACCCUCGAGACGGGCGGGAAAUCGCCGCUGUUGGUCUUCAACGACGCGGAUCUCGAGCAGGCUGUUCGGUGGUCACACAUGGGCAUCAUGUCCAACCAAGGGCAAAUUUGCACAGCCACGUCACGAAUUCUCGUGCAGCAGGAUAUAUACGACAACUUUGUCGCGAGAUUCAUCGACGAGGUCCACAAGACAAGUAAAGUCGGCAACCAGUGGGAUGCUGAAACUUACCAGGGCCCGCAAGUUUCGAAGCAGCAAUACGAUCGCAUCAUGUCCUACUUCCAGAUCGGCCGUGAUGAAGGAGCUACAAUCAAGACUGGCGGCGAAAGGCCGACGCAUCUGGGCGAUAAGGGUUACUAUGUUGCGCCGACCGUCUUCACCGACGUCAAGAGCGACAUGAAGAUAUGGCGCGAGGAAAUCUUCGGCCCUGUCGUCGUGACCCAAAAGUUUGGCGACGAGGCCGAGGCGGUGUCGAUUGCCAAUGACAGUGUCUAUGGCCUCGGCGCAGCAGUCUUCACGACAAACUUGGAAAAGGCCCAUCGCGUGGCUGCUGAGAUCGAGGCGGGUAUGGUGGUCCCCUUUGGCGGCGUGAAGCAGAGCGGCAUCGGGCGGGAGCUUGCUCUAGAUAUUAGAAGCAUCAUCGCAUUCAAGUGCUUCGGCAGACACCACAACUACUCCUGUGGGAUUUCGAAGGAAGAUGACGCGAUUCAGAAGGGGUCUUUUCCCAAAGUCGCAACCUUGCCACAUCAAAGGUUCAGCCAAGGCUUUCCAAUGGCUCAGGAUGGCGAGCGCGCCGCUGAUGGCAAACCCGUCAACUUUGGCCUCGUACUCUUCCCAGCCUUUCAGUCCCUUGACGUCUUCGGGCCCUUAGACGCCCUCAACAUGCUAUCAGGCUCAUACAAAAUGAACCUCUACAUCAUUGCAGAUACCCUAGACCCGGUGCCAACAAGGGUCAAGGACGACAGCCACAUCUCAAACUUCUGCGAGAGCGUCGUCCCAACACACACAUUUCAGACCGCCCCGCCCCUUGACGUCCUCAUCGUCCCCGGCGGGCAGGGGACUCGGAACCCGGGCAUCAGCACCGCAAUCGACUUUGUCAAGGAGCGCUUCGACUCGCUGCAGUACUUACUGACCGUCUGUACCGGCGCCGGAGUCGCGGCACGGGCGGGCGUGCUAGAUGGGCGGAGGGCGACGACGAAUAAGCUCUCGUGGGACCAGACGAUUGCGCUGCGACCGCAGGUUAACUGGAUUCACAAGGCAAGGUGGGUGCAGGAUGGGAAUGUGUGGACGUCUUCAGGCAUUAGUGCAGGCAUCGAUCUGGCAUUUGCGUGGAUCGGAGCCGUGUAUGGGAAGGAUGUUGCAAAGAACAUCGCCAACAGAAUGGAGUAUACGCCUGUUGAGGACCCAAGCUGGGAUCCGUUUGCUGACUUGUGGGGGUCAUCAAAGUAA
This is a messenger RNA of Colletotrichum lupini, 3576 nucleotides long. RefSeq names its product aldehyde dehydrogenase. Gene Ontology annotation, molecular function: oxidoreductase activity, acting on the aldehyde or oxo group of donors, NAD or NADP as acceptor. Bases 1 to 3576 code for a protein of 1191 amino acids. The transcript is spliced from 17 exons. NCBI's taxonomy places the organism in Eukaryota, Fungi, Ascomycota, Sordariomycetes, Glomerellales, Glomerellaceae. The record is from RefSeq and is a predicted model, not a curated record.